AUGUCAAAUAUUGCUGAGUCAAUCAGUGCCGCACUAGUUUCAGCAAGGGAAUUGUCAAUAUACGACUUCCUCGAAGAAGUUAGGAAGAUGUUUGGACGUUGGAGUUGUAGUAAUCGUAAAGAAGCUACACAGACAUAUACGACGCUUGGAAAAAAAUACCAGGAUAUGCUGAUUUUGAAUAAGGCUAUGUCAACACGUAUGACUGUGGUACCAUCAACUGAAUACUUACAUACGGUUAACGAUGGAGGGAGGAAUUACACAAUAUGCCUGUUAGAGAGAAAAUGUGUUUGUGGGAGGUUCCAAGUUGAUGAAUUGCCAUGCCCACAUGCUUGGGCUGUAUUGAAGAGCAAGUUUCUAAUGCCAGAAGAAUACUGCUCUAACUAUUACAAACCAAUUACUGUUGUAAUGACAUACGAUGUUCCCGUGUACCCGCUACCGGAUAGAAAUGACUGGAAUAUACCAGCACAUGUUGCAGAGGAGGUUGUACUACCACCCAAAUAG
Nicotiana attenuata is the source of this 501-nucleotide messenger RNA. RefSeq lists its product as uncharacterized. The coding region runs from base 1 to 501 and encodes 166 amino acids. The record is from RefSeq and is a predicted model, not a curated record. NCBI's taxonomy places the organism in Eukaryota, Viridiplantae, Streptophyta, Magnoliopsida, Solanales, Solanaceae. The transcript is spliced from 2 exons. Gene Ontology annotation, molecular function: zinc ion binding.